Cetraspora pellucida is the source of this 1974-nucleotide messenger RNA. The record is from the annotation of a GenBank genome assembly. NCBI's taxonomy places the organism in Eukaryota, Fungi, Glomeromycota, Glomeromycetes, Diversisporales, Gigasporaceae.
AUGCCACCACCCAAUAAGCCUCGUCGUCGAAAUUCUCUUGUUGGUCAAUGGGAUACAACUACUAAAGUUAUCAAUGUUAAACAAAAAUUUUAUUCCUCUCCUGAUAAAUAUACUGAACAACAAAUAGCAACGUUUACAAAAUGGGUUAAUAUCCAAUUAUGCACAAUCCAUGUUGAUGCUGAAACAGCCGAAAAGAUCCCUGAAAUUAAAGCAAUCGACAAAGAUUUUAGAGACGGUAAAAGAUUUAUUCAAUUGCUUCAUGUUCUGUAUGAGAAUGAUCCUGACUUGCCAAAGCCUGAACGUGGUAGAACAAGACAUCAUUAUGUGGCUAACGUUGGCAAAGUCAUACAAUUUCUACAAAAUAAGUUGGACGAUUCAGGUUUAGCUGCUUUACAGGCUAUUGGUCCUGUGGAUAUAGUUGAUGGAAAUGUUAAAUUGACUCUUGGUUUAAUUUGGUUGAUGAUUUCAAAAUUUCACCAAAUGGUCGGUACAUUUGACAUGACAGAAGAACAACUAGCUGAAGCUGAAACUAAUUUAUCUAAAGAGAAUGUCAAAAAAGGAAGUCCUGACACUUGGUUGGAUAAUCUUGUUGAACAAUCAAUUGGACCUUCAACUAAAACAACGUCAGAUACUUUAGCAAGUAUUCAGAGCAAUUUUUCUGGAAUUAAUCAACUUGAUUCACCUUUAGAAUCUGAAGAGUAUUAUGAUGAGCCGGAAUUCAUUAAUAAUUCGCACGAGCAAGAAUCAUCUGAUCAUGAUAAGAAAGAAUCAUACGAAUCUCUUCAUGAUAAACAGGAAUCAUAUGAUUCACUCCAUGAUAAACAAGUUUCCUCCGACGAUCAACAGACUCGAUCAGAUGUUCAAACUGAUCAAAAAGAUUCAUCAAUUGUAUCCCAAUCGCCACCUACAGUCAUUCAACAAGCUAAUGACAAAGGGAAAUCACCAGCAGAUACACCUACAAAACGCGUGUUUUCUUCGCGUUUAACAUCUGAACAACAAAAAGCAAAUGCUGAUAAACGUUUAUCACUUCCUCCGGAUAGUUUUCUGAGAGGUUCACUUAACAAGAAAGUUCUUCCUCCGCCAAGAAGAUUUAAAACUCUUCGAUUAAGCUCGACUCCUACGAGUUCUUCAUCUGGUUUAUUAUUUUGGAUUAAUAUGCAACUUAUUGAUUAUGCAUCAGUUCUACCUACUACCUCAUAUCCUGUUGAAGGUUUUAUUGGAUUGAAUGAUGGUAUUUUACUGGCUACAUUAAUACAUCAUAAAAAUAGUGAAUGGAUUGAAGAUUUUGAUGAGUUAAUCAAAGAUGGUGCAUCUGAUGAUAAUGAAAAAAUAAUAAAACAAAGAUUAACAAGGUGCUUUUCAAUAUUAGAAGAGAAAUUAGGAAUGCAAAAACCUAAGGAGUUGAUAUCAAUUUUAAUAGAGAGUGAUCAUAAGAAUAAAAUUCGUCUCAAAAGGACAGAGCUAAUGUGGAAUGCAUAUAUAUCGGAUAUAUUUUUAGCAAUGUCCGAAAACCGUAAAAAGAAGUAUGCCAUGAGAAACUCCGUGAGAAAUUCCAUAAGAUUGAAGCAUAUAAAAAGGAGUACGCAGAUCAAUGAAAAAUAUGAUAAGGAGAAGAGCAGGAAAAAAUUGCGUGGAUGUAUUCCUUCUUUCGGAAGUAGCCGCAAUAUUUCGCCAAUGCCGCCAUGGUCGCCAAAAGCCUCAGUAAUUACGGCGUUGUUCGAAUGGACUAUUGGUUGGCUGUUAAAUGAUCCAGAAUCCGAGGAUGAUAGUGAUUUUGACAAGGAUGAUAAACAACGCGAUCGUGAGAUGAAAACUAUUAAAAUUGGCAAGAGAAGAUCUGAUGGUACUUGGAAUAUUCAAAAGGCCAAUGAGUGGAAGAGAAAAAGUGAAUCGUUAAGCGAUAAUGACGAUAUUCCAAUACAAUUAUUGGCUAAUUCACAAUCAGCUCUUCAUCAUAUGUAUUAUUGGGGUUAA